GAAGAUACGCCUCUGGUGGGGUGGUGGGGGGGAGGAAUGGUGGAGGCACAACAAUCGUCGGGAGAAACGAUCGCGAAGAAAGGGAAACGUUGUCGGCCUCGUUCCAUCGAAGAUGGACAACGUUGGUCGAGUUUCUUUCUGUUAUACUUUCCAUCUUCGAAAGCAUCUCCCUCCUAACUCGUUCCGAUCUAAAAAAUUUAUCCCAUUCUCUAAUAAAAUUCUUCUUGAGCGCGGGAUGUAUACUUGUAAUUGUCUAUUUAAAAAAAAAAAUAAACAAAUAGAAACUAAUAGAAUGAAAAAAAAAAAAGAAGAAAUAAACGAAGGAGGGAAAAUAAGAGGAGGAAAUAUGGAGGACGAUUUUUCCCGGAGAAGAAAAUUUCUAGCUUGGAGGAAGAGUGUAUCUGGCGGAAUUGGAGGCUAAGGUCGAAGCUGUUGGCCAGGCUCCUCGAGCCAGGGGUGGUUUCCCCGAACGCAGUGGGGAAGGGAGGAGCCAUCUUGCGGCUGGUUUCAGGGCAGCCACCAAUUGAUUCAUCCCCACCAGGGUGCCUAUUACCGGGAGGAAGGGGCGUCGAUUCAAUUCCAGGGCAAAAAAACCGUGCACGAGGCGGAGUUCGCCUCGUAAUCCAUCCGUCCCCAUUGGCCGGGAACGGAGUGGCACCCGUGAACCCGCUAUCCGGCCGGCCAAUCGGGUGCCUCUGGGUGGCGAUCCAAACCAGUUUCAAAUCCAUAGACAGAGGGGAGCCGUUGACUUCGCUCGGCAGCCAGAUAGUGCUGUGCCGUUGGCUCGUGCCGUAGUGGUCCUAAACACACUAACAGGUCCUUGCCAGGCCGAGGAAUCCCUGGAAUCCGCUCGUCGCGCGAAUUGGCCGAAUUCGAACCACGCACCCGCCGAAACACCCCUUUUUUGGUGACUGUAAUCUCGUCAGCUGAUCAGUGUUUUCGUGGCCGGCCAAUUGCGUAACCUCAGGUGCGAUCGCAUUGUCCAGGCGUUGUCUUUAACAAGUGUCAUCUCUCUGACUCCAGUGAUUUUGUUUCACCUGUGUUUUGCCGAGAUGAUCCUGUUUCACUUGGUGACUUUUACAAGUUCGGUGCGUUGAGGGAAGAUGAACAUUCGGGACGAGGAUUGGACAGGAUCUUAGACUGAUGGGGUUAUAACCUGAUUUUUCGAUGAAAUUGUUUUCAGUGACCGAGUGAUAAUUGUCGGGAAAUUGUGACGGAGGAAAGGGCCGAUGGAUUGUUGAGAUUGAUACACGAAUAUUGACGAAAUAUCUCUCGAACAAACUGGUAGUUUUAACUGAUCGUUUUAUGGAAUUUAAAAUCGUUGUUGUGAAAUUUAUCGAGGACUUUGGUAUAGAAAGAAAACGAGUAAAAGACUGAAGAGAUUGAGAUUAAAGAUAGCGAAAGAGAGCAGAAAAUUUAUUGAAAUCCUCUCUGCCGAAGAAUCAUUUAAAAAAGCGAAAAAGACUGGUUACCAUAGAUAGACAGAAUUCUCUAAGCACGCUUUCCGACGGCUAUCGACUUGCCACAAUCACGUUAACGCAAUCCGUCUUCACAUCUCCGCGAACCAUUGAUCCCCAACAAAUAUGAACACCAUUUUAUCCGCGUAUCUCUAAAAAUCUUUAAACUCCAUUUAUUCCAACAUCAAAUCUCUCUCGUAUAUAAGAUGUAAACAAACAAAGUGUCUACAAACAGUCCAUAUUCGACAAAAACUUAUCGACAUCGCACGUGUGCAACAAUAAUAUCCCGGGCCCUCGAGAGUUCCAAGAAAAACUUCGCAACACUCGCCGGUUCACAUGAAGCUGAAGGAACCGCGGCCACCUCAUUCGUAGUGCGUCAUCGAGCUCGAAAGGAUAUAGAUGCAAAAUAAGUGAGAUCUCUCCAGUGGAGAGAGAAACAGUCGCCACGUUGGUACCAAACAUGGUCCUGGAGCCAGGAGGUGGUCUGUCCUUCCCACUGCCUCCUGGUAGCGGUUCCGCCGGUUCCGGUGGUUCCCUGCUGACACCGGCCAGGCUGUUCCAGAGGGCGACACCCGUAUUUCCGUUCCACCUGGCAGGAUGGCCACCCCAUCAUCCGGUCCUCGGCCAGGUACAAAGCCAGGUACAGCAGACGAUGCAGGCCCAGCAUCAGGCGGCGGCUGCCGCUGUCAGGUUCCUCAGUCAUCAUCAUCCUCAUCAUCCGCAUCCGGCACUGGGGAACCACCCCCUGGUGCCGGCGAUAACUAGCCACCAUCCGACCGCCCAUCAUCUUCAUCACGGUGCCGAUCACGCCGACGAGGAUGACGAGAAGAAAGGUUGCGAUGGCGAAUCGGACGAAGGUGGAAGCAAGAGGCGAAGGAGCAGGACCAACUUCAAUAGCUGGCAAUUGGAGGAAUUGGAACGGGCAUUUCUCUCGAGUCAUUAUCCCGAUGUGUUUAUGCGAGAAGCUCUGGCUGUGAGACUCGAGUUGAAAGAGAGCGUAUGGUUCCAAAACAGAAGGGCAAAAUGGAGGAAGAAGGAGCACACGAAGAAGGGUCCAGGAAGGCCGGCGCACAACGCUCAUCCUCAAAGCUGUAGUGGCGAACCAAUUCCACCUGAAGAGUUGAGAAGGAAGGAGAGGGAAAGGCGGCAGAAGAAAUUGCUGAAAGCUCUUGAACGACAGCAGAGGAAAUUAGCUGCAAAGGGAAUCACCGUCGACCUCUCGACCCUUCGAGCGGAAUGGGAGUCCCGAAGCGCGGCAGCAUCCGGCGGAAACUCCCUGAACGGAAGCCUGGGAAGCUCUUUCAACCACUUGAGCAACAACAACGAGAGCAGCAGUGUGUCUGGCUCUGGCAACGACGCGAACGAGGAGAUAGACGUUGUCGGGGGUUUGGAUUCUUGCAGCGAGAGCGGCAGCGAGAGGGUCGACUCCACCGCCGAUGGUUCCAUCGAUGGAGAGUGUUACUCGAGACUGGGGAGCAGUGGCAACGAUCAGAACGAUCCUCGAAGAUCGGUGAACCAGGUCGCGGGAAGUCUUCAGAGUCCAAACUCGAGCCUGAGCCUGGACCACUUGAAUCACCAGCAAGGGAUCCAUCAUUGGGGCCUGACCUCUCUCCUCGAGAGAAGGAGAGAGUUGGUGAACAUCAACAGCGCGGGUGGACCACGUCAAACAACGAACAACCCCGGAAGAACAUCGGUCAGGCAACAGACCAGCGAGGAGGAGGUGCAGAGCAGUAGCAUAGACCUGUCUGUGAAAGGGAGGGAGGAGAGGAAAAGGCUCAACCCUUUCUCUAUCGAUAGUUUACUGGGUAAUAACAGAACGAGCACCCCCGGUAUCCACAACGAAUACAGAGCCUCGACGCCCACUCUGUCCAAUGGCAGGGAGUCGAUCAGCCCGACGUCACCGAUCUCGGUUCCAACUUCGCCAUCCACCACGUAGUGAGCCAAGAAUCCGUGUUUCUUCUAUUCGUACAGUGGCCAAUGAGUUAUGGUGUUGGAACACAACGAAGAGUAAGGGCCAGUUUCGCGAGGACAUUUAUUAAGAAACAUUAUCGAGAACAACGAGACGGAAGAUAGAGUUUCUCACUGUUUUAGGAUAACAAUUGUAUUAUCUGUUCUAAAAAAAAAUGGGAACGAGAGUUCCUGAUGGAUCUGAGAGUGAUACAAGGAUUGGAACGUGGAUUCGUUUUUCGUUUCUCGGUGAAAACGAUUGUUGACGAUUUCGUUGACGCCGAUCGAUGAAGUUUGAAGAUGUUUGAAGAUGUUUGAAUUGAGAAACGAUGAGUUUCUUUUGCGAGAGAAACGGUGAUUCGAUCGACGAGAGUUUCCUCUAUCGAGACGAGAGGAGAAAGGAAAGCUUAUAUCAGUUUCGACAUAUCUGCAUCGAGUGCGUGAGUGACGUUGAGACUGCGUGUCACUGCGUGGUUCUGACUUUCUUCUUUUGUCCUGCGUGUUCGAGUGUGGAGAUCGAGACGAGAAUGUGCAAUAAAACACACGGAUGAAUCGUUCUUUUCUUCCCUCUCUUCUUCAAGUGUUACGUUAGAGGGAGAGAGAAAGAGAGAGAGAGAGAGAGAAAGAGAGAGAGAGAGAGUUAUUACGUUAAGUGAGGAUGCGUGUGCGAGAGAGCGACAGACUGCGCGUGUAUUUAAUGUAAAUAGCUCGAAAGUAUGGACGAUUCCGUUUUAUUUAAAUCUGAUUCGUAGCCGAUACCCCUCCCAGUGUUCGUCUGAUUCGCGGAUAUUAUUUAAAAAA
Messenger RNA from Apis dorsata (giant honeybee), 4205 nucleotides. RefSeq lists its product as uncharacterized. Lineage: Eukaryota; Metazoa; Arthropoda; Insecta; Hymenoptera; Apidae. The record is from RefSeq and is a predicted model, not a curated record. Bases 1918 to 3393 code for a protein of 491 amino acids. Gene Ontology annotation, molecular function: sequence-specific double-stranded DNA binding. The transcript is spliced from 4 exons. Gene Ontology annotation, biological process: regulation of gene expression.